This is a messenger RNA of Melopsittacus undulatus (budgerigar), 1121 nucleotides long. RefSeq lists its product as uncharacterized. NCBI's taxonomy places the organism in Eukaryota, Metazoa, Chordata, Aves, Psittaciformes, Psittaculidae. The record is from RefSeq and is a predicted model, not a curated record. Bases 141 to 764 code for a protein of 207 amino acids. The transcript has 3 exons.
AAGUGCUGGAGCACCAUCUGACCUCUCACAUCCCAUACUCCACCCCGCAGAGCAGUUGCGUGAAGCCAACUCUGGCUUCCCUGUGGGAGACGAACCGCGGAGGCACAAGGUGCUGUUUGGAUGAGGAGCCUGACUGCAGCAUGGCAUCAGGGCUGCUGGGCGGUGCAGAGUGGUCCCACUUUGUGACGGAGAAACGCAGUCAGCAAACUGCACAAUAUGAAAGCCGAAGCAGAGAGACAUCUGAUGAGGCUUCAUCGCUGACUCACUGUUUGAUGUUAGGCAGAAGGAGGAAUGUGAUCAGAUACCAUUGUGCAAAGCAUCCACCAGACAACUCUGUCACUCACAGGAGAAGCAGCUCUGAGCAGGAUGGGCUGGCAGCCCCGCGGUCCUGCCCUCAGCUGCCUCCAUGCCUCUCUCAGGCAGUGGGUAACCCCUCGCCAUCACCACCUGAGCUCUGCAGAGAGAGCAGGGAGACAUCACCUUGGGGAUUCCUUACGCCAUGUGCAGACGAGGGCUGUGCUGCUGCCGGCAGGGUCAGCCAGCGGUGCGGGAGAGGCUGCAGCCCGCAGGGGUGUGCACGGGUGUGCACGCCUGGAGUCCUUUCUCACGAGAUGGUGCAACCAGCUGGCGGGGAACUGGUUAAACAGCGUGAGCUCCUUGGCUGCCUGGGCUUGGCUGGCGGCGCGAGGCAGGGCAGGAUGUCACCGGGAAGCCGGCAUGUUUUAUUAAACAGAGUAUCAAAGUGGGCUAAAGUCUCUUAUUAAUGUCCACAAAUGCUGCCACUUCCAAACAGUUUCCACCUACAUAUUCCUCCCACUGCUGCGCUGGGUGCUGGCAAACAUCUCUGCUCAAAGAGGGGAAUGGCUUUCAUUUGAAUAGUCCUCAGGCAAGUUUCACUGAGCGGUGCCAGCAUCAUACCCGCAGUUCUCACGUGCCCGGCAGCGAUCCAGGGCAGUGCCGGAGGGAGGGCCCUUCGCUUGCCCAGGACUCCACAGAGACAACAGCUCUCGAUAGGUUUUCCCAGUGUUUUAUCCAAGCAGCAUCCAUGGCAGCCUAAACCAAUGUAAUUAAGCAGUGAUGGGUGCACAUACUUGCAAUAUUAAAUCUCGGCUUAAUCUAGC